UAAACAAUGGUUUCCGAAAGCAGCAGUGGCUCCUCCUCAUAUCCCAUCAAAACCGUAGUUGUAUUGGUCCAAGAAAACCGCUCAUUCGAUCACAUCCUAGGCUGGUUCAAGUCCCUCAACCCCAAAAUCGAUGGCGUAAGGGGCUCCGAAUCCAACCCGAUUUCCACAUAUGAUCCCAACUCACCGUUGAUCUUCUUCAAAGACAACUCCGAUUACGUCGACCCUAACCCCGGUCACUCGAUCCAAGCCAUUUAUGAGCAAGUCUUCGGUCUGCCUUGGACCUCCGAUGACGCUAACGCUCCCCAUGAACCGACUAUGAAUGGCUUCGUUCAAAAUGCCGAAGGCAUGGAAAAGGGGAUGGCAAAGGCAGUGAUGAAAGGGUUUUCACCCGAUGCAGUGCCUGUUUUCAAAGAGCUGGCGUCGAACUUUGCUGUAUGUGACCGGUGGUUCGCAUCGAUGCCAGCUUCGACGCAACCAAACCGGCUGUUUGUUUACUCGGCUACGUCGCAUGGACUCACGAGCAAUGACACAAUGAAACUCAUCGAAGGGUUCCCUCAAAAGACAAUAUUUGAGUCAUUGGAUGAUAGUGGUUUUAGUUUUGGGAUAUAUUAUCAGUACCCUCCAUCGACCUUGUUCUACAGGAACCUUAGACAAUUGAAGUACUUAAAAAACUUCCAUCAAUUCGAUCUGCACUUCAAGAAGCAUUGUGAACAAGGGAAGCUCCCGAACUAUGUCGUGAUCGAACAACGAUACUUCGACCUCUUGUCGUUGCCGGCGAACGAAGACCAUCCAUCCCACGAUGUCUCAGAAGGUCAAAAGUUUAUCAAGGAAGUGUACGAGGCACUAAGAGCUAGCCCCCAAUGGAAUGAAAUGUUGUUGGUAAUCGCAUACGAUGAACAUGGCGGAUUUUACGACCAUGUUCCAACUCCUACAACUCGUGUCCCGAGCCCUGAUGGAAUCGUCGGUCCCGAACCGUAUUAUUUCAAGUUUGAUCGGCUCGGUGUUAGAGUUCCUACAUUUUUUAUUUCUCCCUGGAUUGAACCAGGAACAUUGAUACAUGGACCUUCAGGGCCGUACCCUACUUCGCAGUUCGAGCAUUCAUCGAUUCCGGCAAUUCAAAAGAUAUUCGAUCUAAAAGAGUUCCUCACGAAGCGUGAUGCUUGGGCUGGUACUUUUGAAGGUGUUAUAACCAGGAAGAACCCAAGAACAGAUUGUCCCGUUACAUUACCCGAGCCGGUGAAGACGAGACAUAGCAAGGCGAAAGAGACGGCGAAACUGAGCGAUUUUCAAGAAGAAUUGGUGCAAAUGGCAGCAGUGUUGAAGGGAGACCAUAAAAGUGACAUUUAUCCACACAAACUUGUGGAGAACAUGACAGUUGCAGAGGCUGCAGAGUAUGUGCAUGGUGCUUUCGACUAGUUCUGUGAUGAAUGCCGAAAGGAAAAUGAACCGGAAGGGAACAAUGAAUCUGGGAAUGUUGAAUUGGUGCCAAAACGCAAAUCUUUUAUUUCCAAGUUGUUUUCAUGUCUGUCCUGCCGUUGAAACCU
This is a messenger RNA of Hibiscus syriacus, 1544 nucleotides long. Its product is annotated as non-specific phospholipase C4-like. NCBI's taxonomy places the organism in Eukaryota, Viridiplantae, Streptophyta, Magnoliopsida, Malvales, Malvaceae. Gene Ontology annotation, molecular function: hydrolase activity, acting on ester bonds. Gene Ontology annotation, biological process: phospholipid catabolic process. The record is from RefSeq and is a predicted model, not a curated record.